UUUCAUUACUCCAUCGCCAUUUCAAAUACACAAGAAGAACAAACACCAAGCAUUUUCACACAAUUUUGUUUUUUUUUUCCUUCUCAUUUGAUUUGUUUUUAUAAGAAUGGAAAGAAACAUGCAUAAGCAAGUGGCAAUCAUGAAAAAGGCACUCUUUGAUAAGGGAUAUCUGGACGAACAAUUCAUGGAAUUGGAGGAACUCCAAGAUGAUGCAAACCCUAAUUUUGUUGAAGAAGUUGCUACAUUGUACUUCAAAGAUUCAUCUCGAUUAAUCAACAACAUUGAGCAGAAUCUGGAAAGAAGUCCUCUUGAUUUCAAUAGGCUUGACGCUCACAUGCACCAAUUCAAGGGCAGUAGCACGAGCAUUGGAGCGAGCAAGGUGAAAGCUGAGUGCACUACGUUCAGGGAGUACUGCAGAGCCGGAAACGCGGAAGGAUGCUUGAGGAGUUUCCAGCAACUGAAGAAAGAACACGCAACUCUGAAAAAGAAGCUUGAAAGUUAUUUUCAGUUGGCGAGGCAAGUUGGGCCAAGGGAGACUGCAUGUAGGCCUAAGUAACGAGAUGUAUUAGGCUUCGUCGGUGAUUAUAUAUAUAUAUAUAUAUAUAUAUAUAAACCCAUGAAUAUGUUGUAUUUUCCUCUAAUUAAUUUUCAUAUCCAUCUAUAUGUAUUGAUAUUAUAUAUAUGUUAGUAGACAGUCCAAUUUUCUGUUAACCUUUAU
Molecule: messenger RNA, 718 nt
Organism: Tarenaya hassleriana
Lineage: Eukaryota; Viridiplantae; Streptophyta; Magnoliopsida; Brassicales; Cleomaceae
Product: histidine-containing phosphotransfer protein 4
Exons: 6
Coding region: 107-556 (149 amino acids)
Biological process (GO): phosphorylation; cytokinin-activated signaling pathway; phosphorelay signal transduction system
Cellular component (GO): cytoplasm; nucleus
Molecular function (GO): protein histidine kinase binding; histidine phosphotransfer kinase activity
Source: RefSeq, a predicted model, not a curated record